GCCGCGGGAACUGGGACUACGCGCUGCUUGGCAAGCGCUCGCUGGGUUGCCUCAAGGGCCAGAUACCUUUCGAGGUCCGCUUGAAGCUGUUCGAGUCGUGCAUGAAGGGGCCCAUGCUGGUUUCCGGCCUGGUGUCCAUCCUGAUCAAGACGCUGCUGCCUGGGCUCCUGUCGCUGUGGCGGAUGUGCGCGGACCGCAACUACCCGUCGUGCCCCAACUGCAUGUGCCGGUGCCGCCGCCGCAGGACUCGAUGGGGCCGCUGCCUGAUGGUGCCGGCCAACUUCGUGCUGAGCGUGUGCCUGCUCAUCUUCCAGGC
Molecule: messenger RNA, 316 nt
Organism: Prorocentrum cordatum
Lineage: Eukaryota; Dinophyceae; Prorocentrales; Prorocentraceae
Source: the annotation of a GenBank genome assembly